Molecule: messenger RNA, 1395 nt
Organism: Fulvia fulva
Lineage: Eukaryota; Fungi; Ascomycota; Dothideomycetes; Mycosphaerellales; Mycosphaerellaceae
Product: Outer mitochondrial transmembrane helix translocase
Exons: 1
Coding region: 1-1395 (464 amino acids)
Cellular component (GO): mitochondrial outer membrane
Molecular function (GO): ATP hydrolysis activity; ATP binding
Source: RefSeq, a predicted model, not a curated record
AUGGCCUACGGCGACCGGCGGUGGUACACAUACAUAGGAGAUGUCGUCCUCGCAAUCGCUGCAGUAGGCGCCUACACUAUUGCACUCUCUCGUAUCCUCGAAACACUGACAUUCAUCGCUACCCAGCCCAUUGCCGCCUGGUACGCCGCCCAGCACAUCAUCAGACAACUCGACCCCGAUCGCCUACAGAAAGCCGAAGCCGAGCAAAAGAAGCUCGCCGCCACUCGACGCUUAUCGAACAUCUUCUCCAACCACGACAGAGAUCGCGAAGACGACUACGAAGAUGCCGACGACGAUGAAGACAACACCAGGCCACGGAAACGAGAGCUUGUCCUCACGCUGUACGAGCAGACAAUCGCCAUGGAGGUUGUCCAACCCACAGAAAUACCCGUGACAUUCCAAGACAUUGGAGGACUCGACGACAUCAUUGAAGAGCUGCGCGAAUCCGUGAUAUACCCUCUGACCAUGCCUCACCUGUAUGCCAACCACUCCUCGCUACUCACGGCACCAAGCGGUGUUCUGCUAUAUGGACCUCCUGGCUGCGGUAAGACCAUGCUCGCGAAAGCCCUAGCCCGCGAAUCUGGUGCCGCAUUCAUAAACCUGCACAUCUCGACGCUGACCGAGAAAUGGUACGGCGACAGCAACAAACUGGUCGCAGCCGUCUUCUCCCUAGCGCGAAAGCUUCAACCUGCAAUUGUCUUCAUUGAUGAGAUCGACGCAGUGCUGGGACAACGGAGGAGUGGAGAGCACGAGGCUAGUGGGAUGGUGAAAGCAGAGUUCAUGACGCACUGGGACGGUCUCGCGUCGUCAACGACAGAUAGUGGAAUGCAGAGGAUAUGCAUUUUGGGCGCAACGAAUCGGAUCCAGGACAUCGACGACGCAAUUUUACGGAGAAUGCCAAAGAAGUUCCCAGUGUCACUGCCGAACGCUGGACAGAGGCGCCAGAUCUUUGAGCUUACUUUGAGGGAUACAAAGAUCGACACUGGAUGCUUCGAAGCAUUACGGGGUCUCCAGAGCUCCAGUGGAUACUCCGAAGGUAACCGCCGGCCAGCCUUCGACCUCGAUGUUCUGGUGCGAGUGUCUGCUGGUAUGUCAGGAAGCGACAUCAAAGAAGCAUGUCGAGAUGCGGCGAUGGUGCCUGUACGGGAAGCGAUCAAGUAUGCGAGAUUGAGUGGCGGGAGCAUGAAGAAGAGCAUAAGGAGUGAUGCUGUCCGAGGAUUGCAAACGGAUGAUUUCUUUGGAAGAAAGGGUGGACAGCUUGAGAAGAGUUCCGCGCCUCCUCUCAGCAUCGAGGCGAGUGAAGAUGGAGACGCGAGGAGUCAGGGCAGUGGGAGUACGGAGGAAGUGGACAAUUUCGAUGAUGUGGAAGAGGUCGUUAAUUCCACGAGGAGAUAG